AUGCACAGGACUGGAUGGCAACACGACAAGAUCAGUUCGAAAGGUGACAAGGUCCGAUUGAAGCCCCUGCUAACCUACGUCAACCUGGGCGAAGCGGACCCGGAGGACGACGGCGAGGAGCAGGAGGCCGAGAAGGAAGCGUCGCAGCGGAGCCUCAAGAUCCACGAUGAGGCAGUUGCAGAGCAGGCGGCACCGCACGGUCCGGACAAGGAAGCCGAAGCCACCGAUAUCCCUGAUCAGGACACGGAGGCCCCUGCAGAACCCAAAGCGAAGCAGGCCAGCGACUCGGAGUGCCACCUAUUCACGCUCUGGGAGUAUCCCAAAGGCGCACCGACCUACGUUCGCCUGAACAUCGAGUCUUGGCGACGCCACUCACACGGUCGCUGUGGCGAGCCCAUCUUCCUGAAUGAGCGCAACCUGCGGGACUGGAUUCCUGACCUUCCGGAGGAGUACUUCAAGCUGCCCUACCAGGCUUGCAAGUCCGACGUGGUCCGCUAUGCGGUCAUCUACCACCAUGGCGGGAUCUACAUGGACACGGACUUCCUAGUCGUUCAGGAUUUGGAUCCCGUCAUCGAUGUGCUCAAUCUGGAUUUGGUGUCAUACUCCGGCAGCAACACGGCAGGAAAGGAGUGCCCUGCCAGCUUCAGCUCGAACUUCUUGGGGGGGCGGAAGGGCAGCCGAUUUCACAAGGAGGUCUACGACGCGCAGAUCGAGAAGAUGAAGAACUACUGCCCUCUCUCGCAGAAGGGAAGCCUCGUCAACGGAAAGGAGCAGUUCUGCUGCUUCGAGGAGAAGGAUGUCAAGUGUGAUGUGCCCUGGGCGGCCAUUGGGGAGGGCGUCUCCCACCAGGUCCUCAAAAGGAUGAAUGCCGGCCAAGAUCGAAUCACUUCGCAUUGCUUUGCUGGAGACGAUUCCUUCGUUCCCCACGACAUGGAAGGGGUGCUGCUGCACGCGCCCCUCCUCGAGGAUGCCAAGCGCAGGUUCGGCCGGCAGGGCGUCCAGAAACCCUUCGAUCGAAUUGCGUAUCACCUAUUCAACUCGAUGACCUCCCUCCAGUCCUGGUCUUGCAAGCGCCUCUCCUCCAACUCCACUCUGGUCAGCGCCCUCUACCGCAGGAGCUUCACCACUGGAGCUGGCUCCCAGAUCGUGACAGGGCUGGAAGCCUCUGAGUUCCUCCGGCAGAACUCGGACUUCCGCGAGCACAGCAGGCCUUUGGUGGGUGGAAGCGAGGUUCCAUGCACGCGGUUUGAUCAGUUCGCCAAUCUUGCGAAGAUGUUGCCACCGCCGUCUGGGAAGGCUGACAGCUCAAAGUGCAAGAUCUUUACCAUCGCUUACCCAGACACGGAUGGCGCGCCCCUGGCUUUCCACUUGAAUGUGAACUCGUGGCACCGCCACACGCAGGACGUCUGCGAUGAGCCGAUCCUGAUCAACGACACAAAUGUGAAGCAGUAUAUCCCGGACCUGCCGAAGGAAUAUUUCCGGCUACCCGGAACCCAGGAAAAGCUAGACUUGAUCCGCCACGGUUUGAUCUAUCACCAUGGAGGUAUGGUCUUGCAGUGGGAUGUUGUAUUUCUGCAAGACCUCAGCCGGGUGGUCGAGAAGAUUGCAGAAAACGAUCUGGUCUCGUCUGAGGAGCGCAAGCAGGGCGAAGCCUUCACCUGCAGCGACUCAUGGCAGAUCCUCUUCACUGCAGGUAAGAGGGGGAGUCUCCUCCACGGAGCCAUUUGGCAGGAGGCCAAAGAUGCGGUUCUCAACCACUGCCCUCUUUCUGACCAGGCCAAGGAGAAGCUUUGCUGUUUCGAUGCUUCGCGCAAUUGUCACGUACCUGGCGGCGCCCUCAGCGAGAUCUCGAUGAAGACCAAGAAGGAGUUCGAGGGCGACGAUCAGGUUUUCUCGUCGUACUGCUACGCAGAGGGCGAAUCGUUCCGUCCGGCGCUCUUCCAACAGAUCCUGGACCACACCCCUCUAGCAGCGCCGGGACGCAAGCGGUUCAGGGACGAGCACCAUCGAGAGAUCGAAGACACGCUGGCCUUGUUCAUCCCGCUGUCGAUGACCCAAGACUUGAAGUGCCAGGACCUCUUCGAUCGUACCAAGGUCAUCGGCACUGUCUAUGGCAAGAGCUUCGGAGUCUUCGACGGCAGCGAGGAGAAUCAACAUUGCAAACGGCCGAGUGCAGUCAGGUCUAUUGCGGAAUCGCUGCCCACGCCGGCUGGCGCGGAAUCCGAUGACAUGUGCCGGAUUUUCUCCCUGGAGCUUCCGGAGACACCAGUAGCUGCCCAGAUCAACUUUGCGUCCUGGCGACAGCACAUGCCGCCCUGUGCGGAGACUGUCCUCAUCAGCGACGCCAACGUCAGGCAGUGGCUGCCAGACAUCCCCGAGGACUACUUCCAGCUCCCGGGCCCGGAGGAGAAGCUAGACUUCCUCAGGCACGGCUUACUCUUCCACCACGGCGGCAUCGUCAUGCGUAGGGACGUCGUGGCGGCUCAGAGCCUCGAAACCACGAUGACGCUGGCAUCGUUGGUGGACCUGCUGUCGUCGGCGGAGGAGAAUGGCGGAGGCUCAGCCUGUGGCGGUUCCUUCCAAGGGUCCCUGAUGAUGGGAGGGAAGAAGGGCAGCGCCUAUCACGGAGUAGCCUGGACGCUGGCCAAGAGGGCCAUUUCCCAGCACUGCCCUCCGGAAGAUCGCAGCAAGGAGAUCAUUUGCUGCUUCGACGGCCCAGAGCAGUGCCACAUACCUGGUGGCAGCCUUGGUGAUAGCCAUUCGAGCAGGGUGAAGCGGAUGUUCGAGGUUGCCGGUUUGAGCCUGGACUCCCACUGCCUCGCUGGACAAGACUCGAUUCGGCCUGCCUAUUUCCAGUUCGUGCUGGACCACAAGCGAAAGCUCGCGGAUGCCAGCGAGUACUUCACGACCAAUCGGCACAUGCAACUGCUGAACAGGACUGCUUUCUACAUCCCCUUGGCGGAUGCCAAGCGCGCGUGCCCGGAUUUCUUCGAGAUGCAGACGGUCGUGGGGGCAGUCUAUGCCAAGAGCUUUGGCCACUCUGACGAUGGGUUCUGCCCCUUGUAG
This is a messenger RNA of Symbiodinium natans, 3066 nucleotides long. NCBI's taxonomy places the organism in Eukaryota, Dinophyceae, Suessiales, Symbiodiniaceae. The record is from the annotation of a GenBank genome assembly.